UUGCUUCAUUCGGAUGCCGCGGCACAUUUUUCACCAUAAACGACUUUCUUUUAUGUUAAAAAAUUAAUGAUUGAACAUUGAAAAUCUUUUUUGAUCUAUAUAUAUUUUUCUAGGUAAUGUGUUCCCUGGGGAGCUGCCGCUGAAUGUCCACAUUGAAGGCUGCGUUACACCACCAUGUCGCCUGCCGCAACUACAAGAUGCUGUGCUGAAUAUCGUCUUCAGAGCUCCUCAUGAUAUAACACGUAUGAACACUCUAGCCACAGCGUUUGUCGGUAUUAUACCAGUACCAGUGCCAUUUCCUAUGGGACACCUAUCAGCAGCAUGCGACCUACUACUGGAUAUUAGUUGUCCUGUGGCUAAAGGACAUACUAUAAACUAUGAACUUAAUAUAUUCAUGGAACCAUCUGUCAUGCUAUUGAAUACUCGAGCCAACGUUGAGUUCAGAAUAGUAGACCAAGAUAAUCAACCACUUAUAUGCAUCGACGUGCCAUUUCAUAUUGUGCCAGCGAACAGCACAAUGUUAGCAGAAAACUAGUCAUGCUUCCUUAGUCUUCUAAUGUACCCUCUUUUUAACUUUAUUAGAAAUAUUAUAGAUAUA
Diatraea saccharalis (sugarcane borer) is the source of this 598-nucleotide messenger RNA. The record is from the annotation of a GenBank genome assembly. Lineage: Eukaryota; Metazoa; Arthropoda; Insecta; Lepidoptera; Crambidae.